Molecule: messenger RNA, 399 nt
Organism: Arachis stenosperma
Lineage: Eukaryota; Viridiplantae; Streptophyta; Magnoliopsida; Fabales; Fabaceae
Exons: 2
Coding region: 1-399 (132 amino acids)
Source: RefSeq, a predicted model, not a curated record
AUGGCCGCUAAUGGUGGAAUCACAAACGUAGGGGAGCAAGCAAGGAGAGUGUUUGGCUCAUACACUGCACCCAUUCCUGACUUCUAUGGGUGCAGUAUAGCUGUACCUACCAUUGGUGCAAAUAACUUUGUGCUUAAGCCUCAACUGAUCACUCUGGUGCAGCGGAAUUAUCAGUACCAUGUACUUCCGCAGGAGGAUCCCAACAAAAUCAUCUUUAACUUCCUGAAGAUCUGUGAUACUGUGAAGACGAAUGGAGUGAACCUGAGGCUGCACAUCUUUUAUGAUGGCCUUUCUGAAAUGGCCAAGAGGUCAUUGGAUCAUUCUGCAGGUGGUUCCUUACACAUGAAGAAGACGCCUGAAGAGGCGAAUGAGCUUAUUGAGAUGGUUGCCAACAACUAG